Molecule: messenger RNA, 471 nt
Organism: Lecanosticta acicola
Lineage: Eukaryota; Fungi; Ascomycota; Dothideomycetes; Mycosphaerellales; Mycosphaerellaceae
Source: the annotation of a GenBank genome assembly
AUGUCCCUUUGCAACUCACUCGUCUCCAUCAAGUCAAAAGAUUGCGCAGACCACCAAUGGUACCCCAAAACAUCGCCCUCGCUCUUCUUCGCCUGCUGCAAUCCUCUCAAAGACUACCACGGUAUGUUCCACACCAUCUACAUCUGCAACCGAUGCAGACUCGAGGUAUGCGAGUCCUGCGCCGGAGACAUGGAUGGCACCAUGCUCGAACACUUCCCUCUCCAGGUCCAGGUGCGGCGCAUCAGGCAGAUUGAAGCAGCAGAGCAGGCCCAGCCUUUCCGGGCUCUGGAGAAUGUCGUUCGCUUCAAGUGGCUUAUGCAGAAGAAGUUGGAGGAGAUGAAGGCUAAGAGUGAGGCGGUCGAAGGCCCGAAGAUUAGUCUUUGGAAGGAAGAGGAGGAGGAGGAGGAGGGCUGUGAUGAUAAGGAGGCGGAGGGACGGAACGAAGAGAAAGUGGAGCUGGAGUCUUGCUGA